Sciurus carolinensis (gray squirrel) is the source of this 6295-nucleotide messenger RNA. RefSeq names its product thyrotropin releasing hormone degrading enzyme (gene Trhde). Gene Ontology annotation, molecular function: zinc ion binding; peptide binding; metalloaminopeptidase activity. Gene Ontology annotation, cellular component: cytoplasm. The record is from RefSeq and is a predicted model, not a curated record. Bases 483 to 3683 code for a protein of 1066 amino acids. Gene Ontology annotation, biological process: peptide catabolic process; proteolysis. Lineage: Eukaryota; Metazoa; Chordata; Mammalia; Rodentia; Sciuridae. The transcript has 19 exons.
AAGCCCUAACUUCCCUCCCUACACCCUCGCUCUCCCCAGCGCUCUCUGUCCUCCAGCCGAGGGCCGGUUGGAGAGCUCCCGCGGAAAACUGGGCGAGAGCGCGGCGCAGGGGAGGAGUGCCGGGAGCCGCAGGCGCACAGGGGUGGGGGCAGCAUGUGCCCAGGCGCCGGGUGAUCGCCCGAGAAGUAGCGCGCGCUGGGCGAGAAAGACGCUUUCCAAGUUGGGCGCGUCUCAGAGCUCGUCGCCCCGCGCCUCGGCCGCUGGUGUCCGGAGAGAGGCGGGGCUGAUGGGGGGGCGCUGAGGCUGCCGACGCCUGCGGCCAGAGCCCGUCUUAAAAGAACCCGGGCCAGCAUCCCCAGAGUCCCAGCCGGCUUCGCGCCCGUGGUCCUGGUGCGCUCUCUGAUGACUGCACUGGCGGUGGCCCGGGUAGCCCGCCCGCGGGGGGUGCCGGAGGGGGCGGGGGAAGAGGAGGAGGCGGUGUGAUGGCCCUGGACGGCGAGCGGGGGGAGCAAGAGGAGGAGAAGAAAAAGAAGAAGAAGAAAAAGAAGAGGAAGAAGAAGAAGGAGGAGGAGGGGGCCGAGAAGAGCAGCUCACCCUUCGCAGCCACCAUGGGAGAAGACGACGCCGCGCUCCGGGCAGGCGGCAGGGGGCUCUCGGACCCGUGGGCUGACUCGGUGGGAGUGCGACCCCGCACCACCGAGCGCCACAUCGCGGUGCACAGGCGGCUCGUGCUGGCUUUCGCGGUGUCCAUCGUGGCACUACUCGCGGUCACCAUGCUUGCGGUCCUCCUCAGCCUGCGCUUCGAGGAGUGUGGGGCAAGCGCGGCGCCAGGCGCCGACGGUGGCCCCGCCGGCUUCCCCGAGCGCGAUGGCAACUCUAGCCUCCCGGGAUCAGCCCGGCGCAACCACCAAGCGGGCGGGGGCUCCUUGCAGCCAGAGACAGGCGGGGUGGGGAUCCCGGGAACCCCAUCUGCCCAGCCGCCGUCGGAGGAGGAGCGGGAGCAGUGGCAGCCUUGGACACAGCUGCGCCUAACCGGCAAUCUCAAGCCGCUGCACUACAAUUUGAUGCUCACCGCCUUCAUGGAGAACUUCACCUUCUCUGGGGAGGUCAACGUGGAGAUCGCGUGCCGGAAUGCCACCCGCUACGUCGUGUUGCACGCUUCCCGGGUGGCGGUGGAGAAGGUGCAAGUGGCCGAGGACCGGGCUGCCGGGGCUGUCCCGGUGGCCGGCUUUUUCCUCUACCCUCAAACUCAGGUCUUGGUGGUGGUGCUGAAUAGGACCCUGGACGCGCAGAGGAAUUACAACCUGAAGAUCAUCUACAACGCCCUGAUAGAGAACGAGCUUCUGGGCUUCUUCCGCAGCUCCUACGUGCUCCACGGGGAGAGAAGGUUCCUAGGUGUUACUCAGUUUUCACCUACACAUGCCAGAAAGGCAUUUCCAUGUUUUGAUGAACCAAUCUACAAGGCCACUUUCAAAAUCAGCAUUAAGCAUCAAGCAACCUAUUUAUCUCUAUCCAAUAUGCCAGUGGAAACUUCCGUGUUUGAGGAAGAUGGAUGGGUAACGGAUCACUUUUCACAGACACCUCUCAUGUCCACAUAUUAUUUAGCAUGGGCGAUUUGCAACUUCACAUUCAGAGAAACCACCACCAAGAGUGGGGUUGUAGUACGAUUAUAUGCAAGACCUGAUGCUAUCAGAAGAGGAUCCGGGGACUAUGCUCUCCAUAUUACAAAGAGACUAAUAGAAUUUUAUGAAGACUACUUUAAAGUGCCCUAUUCCUUGCCAAAACUAGAUCUUUUAGCUGUGCCUAAGCAUCCGUAUGCUGCUAUGGAGAACUGGGGACUAAGUAUUUUUGUGGAACAAAGAAUACUGCUGGAUCCCAGUGUUUCAUCUAUUUCUUAUUUGCUGGAUGUCACCAUGGUCAUUGUGCAUGAGAUAUGUCACCAGUGGUUUGGUGACCUCGUGACUCCUGUGUGGUGGGAAGAUGUGUGGCUGAAGGAAGGUUUUGCUCACUACUUUGAAUUUGUGGGUACAGACUACCUCUACCCUGGCUGGAACAUGGAAAAACAGAGGUUUCUGACAGAUGUUCUGCAUGAAGUGAUGCUGCUUGAUGGUUUGGCCAGUUCCCAUCCUGUAUCCCAGGAAGUGCUGCGGGCAACAGAUAUUGACAGGGUGUUUGACUGGAUCGCAUAUAAAAAGGGUGCUGCUUUAAUUAGAAUGCUGGCUAAUUUUAUGGGCCAUUCAGUUUUCCAGAGGGGAUUGCAAGAUUAUUUAACCAUUCAUAAGUAUGGCAAUGCAGCCAGAAAUGAUCUCUGGAAUACAUUAUCAGAGGCUUUAAAAAGGAAUGGAAAAUAUGUAAAUAUACAAGAAGUAAUGGAUCAGUGGACACUCCAGAUGGGUUAUCCUGUUAUCACCAUCUUGGGAAAUACAACGGCAGAAAAUAGAAUAAUAAUUACCCAACAACAUUUUAUUUAUGACAUCAGUGCUAAAACUAAAUCACUUGAACUUCAAAAUAACAGUUACCUGUGGCAGAUUCCAUUAACUAUUGUGGUAGGAAAUAGAAGCCAUGUGUCUUCAGAAGCAAUUAUUUGGGUGUCUAACAAAUCAGAACAUCACAGAAUAGCUUAUUUGGACAAGGGAAGCUGGCUGCUGGGGAACAUCAAUCAAACUGGUUACUUCAGAGUCAACUAUGACCUAAGGAACUGGAGAUUAUUAAUUGAUCAGUUAAUCAGGAACCAUGAGGUUCUUUCUGUCAGUAACCGUGCAGGUUUGAUUGACGAUGCCUUUAGCCUGGCCAGGGCUGGCUAUUUGCCUCAGAAUAUUCCCCUAGAGAUUAUCAGAUACCUGUCUGAGGAGAAGGAUUUUCUUCCUUGGCACGCUGCCAGCCGAGCUCUUUAUCCUCUAGAUAAAUUACUGGACCGCAUGGAGAACUACAAUGUUUUCAAUGAAUAUAUUUUAAAGCAAGUCGCAACAACCUACAUUAAGCUUGGAUGGCCGAAAAAUAAUUUUAAUGGAUCUCUUGUUCAAGCAUCCUACCAACAUGAAGAACUGCGUAGGGAAGUGAUAAUGCUGGCCUGUAGCUUUGGCAAUAAGCACUGUCACCAGCAGGCAUCAACACUUAUUUCAGAUUGGAUUUCCAGCAAUAGGAACAGAAUACCACUAAAUGUUAGAGACAUCGUCUACUGUACAGGAGUGUCACUACUGGAUGAAGAUGUUUGGGAAUUCAUAUGGAUGAAAUUCCACUCCACCACAGCAGUUUCUGAAAAGAAGAUAUUGUUGGAGGCCUUAACUUGUAGUGAUGACAGGAAUUUAUUGAAUAGGCUUCUAAAUCUGUCUCUGAAUUCUGAGGUGGUACUGGAUCAAGAUGCAAUUGAUGUCAUAAUUCAUGUAGCUCGGAAUCCCCAUGGUCGAGACCUUGCCUGGAAGUUUUUUAGAGAUAAAUGGAAGAUAUUAAAUACCAGGUAUGGAGAAGCAUUAUUUAUGAAUUCCAAACUUAUCAGUGGAGUUACAGAAUUCCUUAAUACUGAAGGUGAACUCAAAGAGCUGAAGAAUUUCAUGAAGAGCUAUGAUGGGGUAGCUACUGCUUCUUUCUCACGUGCUGUGGAAACUGUUGAAGCCAAUGUGCGCUGGAAAAUGCUUUAUCAAGAUGAGCUCUUCCAAUGGCUGGGGAAAGCUCUGAGGCACUAAUAUGUGUCUCUUAUAAACAAUUUGACUCAAUCGACUCAGAUUUUUGGGAGAGGACCUGUUUUAUGUGGAAUGAGGAAAACACGCUGUGUAGAAAAUGGCCAGAUUUUCAGUGUUAACAUGUGGGAGGAUUUUUUUUUUUAACUCUUUGGUUUGGGGGAGUAAUUUUUGUUUCACUCAUUCACUUCUGUUUCUUUAUUGGGUAUUCUUCUCUAAAGAAAUUCUUGCAAGUGAAACUUGCCAUGGUUGCUUCAGCUGUACAUUCCUUGCUGUUACAGGACCAAAUAUGAUAGUGGUGCAUGUUGAUGUUGCAGUUUGGAAAAAAAAAAAUAUUCAGAAUAUUCUGUGCAUGGAUGUGUGGUCCUGCCUGUGUUCCAGCAUGCUUAUUUAAAAUGUCCAAUGUUGUAUGUGAGUAUAUGUUCCAUCCAGGAUGGGCAUUAUGCAAAAGCACAAAGAUUAUCUAUGACAAUCAGUGUUGCUCCUGAAAGAAAAACUAAAAAGGGUAGUUAUAUUCUCAGUGUUAGACAAUGGGAGAGUUAAAAUAGCCCUUUAAGUGAACAGUGUCAUUUAUUUCACACUUGGAUUGUCUGGCAAUGAUUACUGUGUUGCUAACUCAUUUUCUUUGAGUUCAAGCUCUGUAUACAUUUAAAAAGGUAUAGAUAGUGUAUACAUAUUUAUAUUAUAUAGGGAAGCCCCAUAUGUAUAUAGUAUGUUGUACACUGCACACGUGCAAAGAAUCUCUUAGAUCAAAGAAAAUUUAUCUCUUUUUAUAAAUGUAUGGAUGUUUGGAAAAAGGUUAAAGGAAUUUAUCUCAACAUUAUCCUUCCUAUUUCCUAACUAAAUUUAUUAACUUAUUUUUCAUUUACUUUCUGAAGUAUGGCUUACUCUACUAUAUGAAGAUGAAUUCCAACAAAAUUUAUUGUGUAACACCUUCUUCUGACUCUCCUAAGUCAGUGGCAACCGUGCAUAUAGAUGUGUCAUCAUUGGGUCGGACGUUCUAUUGAGUAUAAUAAUUGUGUAAACUUAGUAUUGCCAAUACUGAGAAAGUGUUUAUUUUCCAUCUUGUUUGUCCAUCUCGCGUUGGAGAGUUAAAACUCCUCCCUGUGUGUUGGUCUUUGUGUCUGUGUUGCUCCAAUCCUCCAUUAAGCAACCAUACCUCAAUAGGUCUAUUAGCAUUUAAUGACCUUUUAUGCCACUUGUGCCAUCCCUUGAGAUAGGAAGUUUCUUUUCAUGUGUUAAUGUAUAAAGUCUUUCCUUUAGUAUUGACAACUCUACAUGGGAAUUUUGAAUAACCAUUGGCUUUGUGUUAUGUAACACAAGUAUUUUUAAAUGAUAUUCUUACCCAGUAGGCCAGCUCUUCAAACAUUUCUUAGAUGCUUCAGAAAAGUUUACCAUUAUUAAAUACCAAUACAACUACUAUACUUAAGCCACAUUUUUGCAGACUACUUCCUAUUUUCCCAAGGUGUUCCAUUCCUUGAAAUUUGCAAAUCACUGAAACGUGUAUUCUAAAAUUAAGUCACUGAAUACUGAAAAAACAUUAGACAUUUUAUGAGACUGGAGCCAUAGAAUUAUUUUAAGUUUAUAGAAAAGAGGAGCAAUUUCAUAAUCCAUAGAAUAAGUACCACCUAAAAUUGAAUUUUAUCAUUUAAGCAGGUACUACUUAUUACUCAUACCUAAAUUUUUCAGCACUUCAUUCAAUUGAAAUACAUGAAUUUUAAAUAUCAUGUGUAGUCUUAAUAAAACAUGAUGAUGCUUCAUAUAAAAUCUAAAACUUAUACCACCUAUCCAGAAGCAAUGAAAUCCAAUUACUAUGUGUAAAAUUUACAAAGUCCUUAAGGGGCAUGUUCUAAAACAUGAUGAUAUUAUCACUUGCUGUGUAGGUCCCAGAUAUUCACAAUAUCACCUCUGAAUUCAUGUAAAAGAGAUGAUAAAAAUUAGAGAUGGAUAUUCUUGUUUUGUGUCAUGAAUCACUGAUUCAAAUUCCUAGUAGCUGUGGCAUUUGUGUGUACGUGUGUGUGUGAAAUCACCAUCUUCAAAUUUGAGUUAGAAGGGCUUUUAUAGUUCUUUUUCCUCCCCACUGUUAAUAAUCAUAAUCCUCUUUCAGUAUUUUAGUGGCCUUGAACAACUGGUUUAGCUACAAUAUCAAAUCCCAAGUGUAUAAUUAUGUGCAAUGUUAAUACCUCAUAUAAUAAUUGUUCAACAGUAUAGUGGUACCAAUGGCAUUGAGAUGACUUUUUUGUUCUACAUAUUUUUCAGUAAUUUAACUUUCCAAUGUUGAAAUUAUAUCAGACUUUAACGUUUUUUAGUUGUUUUAAUAAGUAAUAUUUUCAAAAUAAAAUAACCAAUGAUAUCUCUUGGAAUAUUCUGUAAGAUGUAGUUAUAAAAUUAUAUUUUCUACUUAGAGUUUUAUCUUUUCUCUCUUCUUUGUCUGUUUUACAAAUCAGAUACAUGAAUGAAAUCACGAAUUGUCAAAAGUGUCCAUCAUCUAGUGUUAAAGAUAUACUGUGCUGAUAUAUGUAUAAGAACAAAACUUGUUUUCCAUUAGAAAAGACCAAAUUACUUACCACACCACAAUGGGUAUUAGUUGUUUCCAGGUGACAUGUAAAUAAAAUGAU